GAGAAGAACCUGGGAAGUGUUCCCUGGCCUUUCUGCAGCAGCUGCUCGUUCCCUCUCCUAAGCCUGUGCCAUGAGGGGUGCUUUCUCAGGACUGCUGCCACCAUUUGUGGUGAGCAAAGGAAAUAACUAAAAAUGACAAGUAGAAGACUCGAGGAGUCCAUGGGGGCUGUGCAGAUGGGGUUAGUCAGAAUGCUCAAAGGAUUCCAAAGCAAGGUUUUGCCACCCCUGAGUCCAAAGGUGGUUAAAGAAGAAGAUGUAAACCAAAUGCUAACACCCUCGGAGUUCCUGAAGGAGAUGUCCCUGACCACAGAACAGAGACUGGCAAACACACGGCUGAUGUGUCGACCGCAGAUCAUCGAGCUUUUAGAUAUGGGGGAAGCAACACAUCAAAAGUUUUCAGAAAUUGACCUGGACCAGGCAUUAUUCCAGCCCUUUCCAUCAGAAAUUGUAUUUCAGAACUACACUCCCUGUGAAGUCUAUGAAGUUCCACUGGUUUUGAGGAACAAUGACAAAAUUCCAAGGAUGGUGAAAGUCGUGGAGGAAAGCUCGCCGUACUUUAAAGUGAUCAGUCCCAAAGACAUUGGCCACAAAGUGGCUCCGGGAGUGCCAUCCAUAUUCCGGAUCCUCUUCACUCCAGAGGAGAACAAGGAUUACGCCCAUAUGUUGACCUGUGUUACUGAAAGAGAAAAGUUCAUCGUACCCAUCAAAGCCAGAGGCGCCCGAGCCAUCCUAGACUUUCCCGACAAGCUGAAUUUCUCCACGUGCCCUGUCAAAUACAGCACUCAGAGGAUCCUGCUGGUCCGGAACAUUGGCAACAGAGAUGCUAUGUUUCACAUCACCACUUACAAGCCGUUCUCUGUGGAGCCGUCUGUUGGAACUCUUACUGUGGGAGAGUCCAUGCAACUGGAAGUGGAUUUCGAGCCACAGACCGUGGGCAAUCACGGCAAACGGCUGAUUGUAUAUUACGACACAGGUGAAAGAAUGUUUGUAUCUCUGUAUGGAGCUGCCGUAGACAUGAAUAUAAGGCUGGACAAGAAUUCUUUGAUCAUUGAGAAAACCUACAUAUCUCUGGCCAAUCAGAGAACUAUAACUAUUUACAACCGCAGUAACAUCAUUGCCCAUUUCCAGUGGAAGGUAUUUCCUACCCAGGAAGAGGAAGAUAAAGAAAAGUAUAGGGUCUGCGAGGAUCUGAUCAAAGAGGAAAAGGAUGAGACUGAUGAGUUUCUGGAAGAGUUUGUUAGUGACCCUUUACUCCGAGAACGGAUCUCCAUUCUCUCCCGCACCUUUGCGAAUCAGAGAAGGCUGGUUCAGGCGGACAGCAUACUUUUCUUGAAUAACAUUUUCACUAUUGAGCCUCUGGAAGGUGAUGUCUGGCCCAACUCAUCAGCUGAAGUCACUGUGUACUUCAACCCUCUGGAAGCCAGGCUCUACCAGAUGACUGUGUACUGUGACAUUUCAGGUCGAGAGAUCCGUCUGCCCCUCCGAAUCAAAGGGCAAGGGAUGGGACCAAAGAUUCACUUCAACUUUGAACUGCUGGAUAUUGGAAAAGUUUUUGUUGGAUCUGUACACUGUUAUGAGGCAAUUCUGUCCAACAAAGGCAGCAUCGAUGCCCUCUUCAACGUGAUCCCCCCGACUUCAGCUUUGGGGGCCUGCUUUGUUUUCAGCCCCAAGGAAGGCAUCAUCAAGCCAAGCGGGGUCCAGGCUAUCCAGAUUUCCUUCUGCUCUUCCAUUCUGGGGCACUUCAAAGAAAAGUUCCUGGUCAGUGUCAAUGGGUCACCUGAGCCUGUGAAACUGAUUAUUAGAGGCUGUGUCAUCGGACCCACCUUCCACUUCAACGUUCCUGCUCUGCACUUUGGGGAUGUUUCCUUUGGGUUUCCUCAUACCUUGAUAUGUUCCCUCAAUAACACCUCCCUGGUCCCCAUGACCUUCAAACUGCGUAUCCCUGGGGACGGCCAUGAGAGCACUUCAAGCUGUGAGCAGUAUUCAGACACCAAAGGACCCUCUUGGAACAAGGAGGAAGUACCCAUAACGAAACCAAAAGAAUUCACCAUCACUCCUAACAGCGGCACCAUUCGCUCCCAGGGAUUCGCUGCUAUCAGGGUGACCUUGUGCUCCAACACCGUGCAGAAAUACGAGCUGGCCCUGGUGGUGGACGUGGAGGGCAUCGGCGAAGAAGUGCUGGCGCUCCUCAUUACAGCAAGGUGCAUUGUGCCUGCCCUCCGCAUGGCUAACACAGAGGUGGACUUCGGGCGCUGCUUCCUGAGGUACCCGUACGAGAAGACCAUCCAGCUCGUCAAUCCCGAUGACCUCCCGGGAUGCUACGAGGUCCUGCCCCAGGUGGACGAGGACUCGCCCGCGGUGCUGCUCUCCAGUCCCCGCCCCUUCGGAAUCAUCCCUCCCCAAAGCACCGUCCACAUCCCCCUGGUCCUGGAGGCCCAGGUCACCGGGGAGCACCGGUCCACCGUCUACGUCUCGGUCUUCGGGAGCCAGGACCGCCCUGUGACGUGCGAGUUAAGGAGCAUCGGAGAAGGCCCGGUUAUCUACGUCUAUCCCGACCAGGUGGAUUUUGGCAAGAUCUACGUCCUCCAGGAGUCCUCCAGGAUCAUCAACCUCUCCAACCAGUCCCUCAUCCCUGGGUUGUUUCAGGCACACAUGGCACACAAAAAGUCCCUCUGGACGGUGGCGCCCAGCGAAGGCACCAUUCCCCCGGAAGAUGAUAUCCAGCUGACACUGACCGCCAACCUGAAUGACAUACUUAUGUUCAAAGACACGGUCAUUUUGGAAAUUAAAAACAGCAACACCUACCGGAUUCACGUCCAAGCUCUAGGAAUUGGUUCCACCAUUGUUUCGGAUAAGCCCUUUGCUCCAGAACUCAACCUGGGAGCACAUUUUAGCCUGGACACCUGCUACUACCACUUCAAGUUGACCAACAAGGGACGUCGGGUCCACCAGCUGUUCUGGAUGAAUGAAAGGUUCCACCCCGAGAACAAGCCCAGCAAGAAGGGUGCAGCUAAGAGGAGACUCGCCAAGCGCCCCGGCUCCCAUGAAGUCAACCGCUCCCAGAGCCCCGUGUUUCAGCUCCAGCCCGUCAGGAUGGAGCUGUAUCCAGACCAGACGAUCGAUGUGACACUUGAUGGCUACUCUGCUACUCCCAGGUUGGUCAAGGAGAAGCUGGUGUGCCAGGCCAUCAUCGGGGCCCAGCGGGAGCGCAGGCUGGUGAUGACCGUGGAUAUCAUCUGUGAGUUCAUAGCGCCGCUCAUCCAGCUCUCCACCAAGAAGCUCGUGUACCGCCUGGAGAAGACACCACAGACUAUCUUGCAACCUGAGUACCAGCCGUUGGUCAUGAAGAACAUUUCCACGCUGCCCGUGAACGUGUUGCUCUCAACAAACAAACCCUUCUUCAUCUGUGACACGGAGAGAUCGCCAUUGCCCCUAACUCCAGAGCCUAUUAAGCUGGAGAUUGAUGAAGAAAAAAAUCUUCUGAUCAAAUUUGAUCCUACCCACAAACGCGAUCUGAACAACUGGGUGGCAGAAGAAAUUCUAGCGAUCAGGUACCUGGAGCACCCUCAGGUAGACAACCUGAGCCUGCGUGGGGAAGUGCAUUACCCCAACCUGAAGUUUGAGACCAUGGACCUGGAUUUUGGCUGUAUCCUGAAUGACACUGAGGUGAUCCGCUACGUUCCCAUCACCAACUGCAGCCCACUGACUGUGAAGUUUCGCUGGUUCUUCGUGAUGAACAACGAGGGAAGUCAAAUAAGGUUUGUGAUGAGGCUGGGGAAGCCCGACCGUGCCCGCCUGCCCCAGAUGGAGUAUCCUGGGACCUCGGCCUCCACCAGCUCGCCAGCAGUCUCCGCAAUCAAAUCCCCUGAGAUUGAUCUAAGUGAUUUUGUUAAGAGCACCCUUGUAGAUGAAGACACUUGGCUUAAAGAAAAAGAAUACAGAAGAACAGAAGCGUCCAAGCUGGUCAACUCAGACGUGUUUGACGUCUUGCCCCUCUAUGGAGAGCUGGAGCCGUACCGUAGCUACCAGAUAGCUUUCACCUUCUACGGACACUGUGACAUGGUCGCCCAGGCGAAAGCUCUGUGCAAAGUGGAAGGAGGGCCCAACUAUGAGAUAACACUACGGGGAGAGGCCUCCGUGGUCAGCUAUUCCUUUGACACCAAGGACAUCAACUAUGGGUUACAGCUAUUCGACCGGGUCACAGAGAAUAAAGUCACACUGAAGAACACUGGGAAAGUCGGCUUCGAGUUCAAGGUGCUGACCAAUUACCAUUCUUCGCCGGACAACCUCAUGCCCGGAGUGCCACUCAUCCUGCCUCUUUCAGGUUUUAUCAGUUCACUUAAAGAGCAGGAGUUGAAGGUUUACUACUUACCUGGAGUUCCUGAGAUCUUCCAAAGAAGUUUUCAGGUACAGAUCGCCCACCUGGACCCGGAGAGUAUCACGCUGAGUGGAGAGGGAAUCUUCCCCCGAAUCUGCAUCGAUCUCCCCAGAAACCUCAAAGGGAAUGAAAAGUACGAAUUCUUCUUGAAUCAGGCCAGAGAAAACCUAAAAAAUGAGUUAGACAAAUACGAAACAUUUAGUCACACAGAGAUCAUUGAGGAAAUUCCUGAGGAUGAGCCUAUGGAGGUGAGUGCCCAGCUCCAGAUGGAAGUAGAGCGACUAAUAGUCCAAAACUAUACCAUGGAACAUCAGAAAACAGUCAUCUACGAUCCCCUGGACGAAGUCGGCCAUCGGGGUCGCCAUAGACUAGCCAAGAUCCAGCUGCCAGAGUAUAUCCUAGACUUUGGCCACAUCAUCCUUGGUGACACCCGAUCCCACAUCGUCAAGAUCACCAACACCAGUCACAUCCCAGUGUCCUUCCACGCAGAGAAGCGUGUCCUUCAUGACACAGGCUUUAGUACUGAGCUGGAUCGUGUAAAGCAUCUGCCUUACUGCGAAACGGAAUCAUUUGAAAUGAGAUUUGACUCGCAAGGGACCAAUAAUUUUGUUGGAAACAAAGAAGCCCUUCUGCCCAUCAAAGUGGUUGGAGGGCCAACCGUUCACAUCUGUCUGCAAGUCCACGUGGCCAUUCCCACGAUGACACUGUCUUGUGAAAAAGUGGAGUUUGCCACAAUUCAGUGUGGACAGUGCCUUGUGGAAACUAUUCAGCUCUACAAUCAGCUUCAAGUUCCCUGUGAAUGGUUUGUCGUCAUCCAUAAGCCAUUUAACAAGCUGGAGAAACACAUGCCAAAGUACUUAAGACGGAAACUACAUACCGAAUUCAAGCCAAAGACACGGAUCUUUGAGAUCCAGCCCACUUCAGGGGUCUUGGAUCCUGGUGAGAAGUACAACGUGCAAGUAAGAUUCAUGCCCAAAGAAGAGAAAUUCUACAGUCAAACCCUGACGUUCCAGCUUGCCCGUAGUACUCAGAAGCUUACGCUGCUGGCACAGGGGCAGGGUUUAGAGCCGCGCUUGGAAUUCAGUCCUUUAAUCCUGGAGCUGGGGCCACUGCUGCCUUACGCCCCCGGAGACGAGGCCGAGGUGGUGGUGAAGAACCCCUGUGACUUCCCCAUUGAGUUUUACUCCUUAGAAUUUGACCAGCAGUAUCUCGUAGAGGAGAAGAUCUUGAGGUCGCUGAAGGGCUAUGACUCCUAUAACACCCUGCUGCUGCCCCUCCGCGUCCCCGGAGAGAAGCUGCCCCCCGAGGUGUACGAGUACUUUCGGGAGAUGAAGCAGUCCAAGGAGGAGCAGAUGAAGGCAAAGUACCUGGAGGCUCUGGCUCAGGACAACGAAGACGAAGAUAUACCCAUCACAGAGGUGAUAACCCCCUCCAACCAGAAAAGGUCCUCACUGAGCCGAGGGGUGUCUGUGGCAUCCGACCUGGAGGAGUGGGAGGAGGCCAAGAUCAAUCCAGAUGAUGAAGAGGAUGACGACAGCCUGGAAAAAAUGGUGUUUCAAACUGAGAAGUUACAGAGCACCGACAGCCACUCGGCAGAGGACGACGGAGAAGUGGAGAACAACCCAGUGACCAAGGCCAUUGCUCGCUACCUGGGCAUCGACGUGUCCACGGAAGGUCUCCUGAAGAACCGGAAAGGCAUUGCCAUCAUCCUCCAUGGGACGCCCGUGUCAGGGAAGACGGCCACGGCCUUGAGCAUUGCCAAGUACUAUGGCGCAGCCUGCUUGAACAUCGACUCCAUCGUGCUGGAGGCCAUCUCCGACGGCAUCAACAUCCCCGGGAUCCGGGCCCGGGAGCUCUGCAUCAGGGCGGCCAUCGAGCAGUCCAUGCGGGAAGGCGAAGAGGCUGUCCAGGAGACUGCUUCGAGUCAAGUUGGCGUAGGACAGUCACGAACGAGCAGUGAGACCCUGGGCAGGUUAAUGUCGGAAACCUCUCUGGUAAACCCCGAAGUGAAAUCUGCAAAGUCCGUACGUGGGAGCAUGCUGCUCGCCAAAAACAAGUUAGAGCAUGGCUCUGGCUCUCAGAAGCAGCAUCACCAGCACGUGUCUGAAACACCGCAGAUCUCCUCCAGUCCUCUCCCCUCGGGGCCCACACCACGAAAGAUUAGUGUCAGCACCAGCAUCGGAGGUGAGACCGGCCUCCUCAGCUGUGUGCUCCCUGAGGAAAUACUUGUUCAGAUCCUGGCCGAUCGCAUACAGCUGAAUGACUGCAGCCUGGGAGUGGUGUUUGACGGCCUUGAGACACUCUUUGCUCGGAACGCAGCCUUUGCUCUCCUCUGCCUGCUGAAGGCCAUUGGCAACCGGGAGCACAUCUACGUCCUCAACAUGGCCCAGGAUUACGCAGCCAUGAAGGCCCAGGAGAAAGCCAAAAAGGAGCAAGAAGAGCAGAAACAGAAGGAGGCGCUCGAAAAAGAGAAGGAGCGUCUCCAGAACAUGGAUGAGGAAGAAUAUGAUGCCUUGACAGAGGAGGAGAAAAUCGCGUUCAAUCGAGAGGUUCAGCAGGCCCUGCGGGAGAGGAAGAAGAGGGAGCUGGAGAGGUUGGCAAGGGAGUUGCAUGAAAAGAAGCUACAACAGGAGCUUGAGCGACAGAAGGAAGAAGAUGAGCAAAAAAAGAAGACCAGAAAAACAAAGCAAGUGGCAGCAAAGGAUGAAUCAUCCCUGAAGAAAUCUCAGCCCAGCCGGCAGACUCUUGCCUUUUCCAAAGUAGAAGGCAAGAUGGAAUCGGUAGAAGCAAAAGCUUCUGAGAAGGACCAGGGAGCGGCUGAGAAGGAAGAGCAGAGCAAAAGGAAAAAGAACCAAGGGGUAGAUAACAACAUCCUUGGGUUUUCCCUGGCCCAGGAACAAGAGGACAGCGACGGGGACCUCCAGAAGGAAGCCGACAAGCCUCUGGCCCAGAAGUUUAAGACCUACGAGCAGACGCUGAAGGAUAUCCAGAACAUCCUCAUGUACUGGGACCGGAAGCAAGGCAUCCAGGUGCCUCACGUUGGGGUUGAGGAGCUGGCCCACGAGCCCGAUGACCAGCGCCAGGUUCCAUCGGGCGGGCGCAAAGGCCGCAAGGACCGCGAGCGGGAGCGCGCUGAGAAGGAGCGCUUGGAGCGGGAGCGCCUGGAGCGGGAGAGGGCCGAGAGGGAGCGGCUGGAGAGGCUCCGGGCCCUGGAGGAGCAGCCAGAUGGAGGAGAGGCGGACCGGGAGGAGGACCACGAAGGGAAGAAGGACCUGGGUGUGCCAUUCAUAAAUAUCCAGACACCCGACCUUGAAGGCUCCAAGUGGAAGCAAAUCCUGGAGAAUGACAAGCUUCCCAAAGUGGAGCAGAUCCUAGACUACUUGGGCUUGGGUACCUCUGGACUGCCCAUCCCGCCUCCGGUCUUAUUCUCACUCAUCUCCUACCCUCUGAAGCGGCUGCCAUUGGCCUCAACGGAAAUCAUGAAGCAUUUUAUGUUUCUAAUUCCGCUCUCCGAAGAGCUGGCCCUGCUGGAGGAGAAAAGAGAGGCGGAAUCAGAAGCAGACCUCUCGACGACCACCACCACCACCAGCUCCGUGAAGGAGGAGCCGAACACCUCGUCUAAAGGGAACAAACAGAAACAGAAAGAAAAAACGGACCAGGUACGCGAUACUCUGAAGGACAAACGUCGUAUCGCCUUCAACAGGAAGGGCAUCGCUGGGGCCGUUUCCGGAGCCGUUUCCCCCCUGUCGGACAUGGACCAGAACAACUUGUCUGGGCAGCACUCCCAGGAAAAGUUCAUCAGAUUGAAUCAUUUCCGGUGGAUCGUGCCGGCCAAUGGCGAAACCACGUUGAGAGUGCAGUUCUCUGCUACCGAUCUUGGGAACUAUGACCAGACGUUCAACUUUGAGAUCCUUGGAACUUGCCGCCAGUACCAGCUUUAUUGCCGUGGCAUUUGUGCUUAUCCUUACAUUUGCCAAGACCCAAGAGUGGUAUUCCCUCAGCGGAAGAUGGACAUGAAAACAGAUGAGAUCGUCUUUAAGAAGUAUAUUAUAAGCAUGGACACCUUUUGCUUUGGGCCACUGCUUUGUGGAAAAUCAAGAGAUAAGUAUAAGUCAUCUUUGUUCCCAGGCAACAUGGAGACACUGACAAUCCUGAACAAUUCCCCACUGGUCACGGAGGUGUUCUUCUGUUUCCAGAAUGAUGUCAAAGCAAACACCUACUUCCUGGAACCCACGAACAUGAUUCUCAAACCCAACGAGAAGCAGUUGCUGACCGUGUGGGCCUACCCUACUGCUGUUGGGGUCUUUGAAGACAGCAUAGUCUGCUGCAUCAAGGAGAACCCAGAACCAGCCAUCUUCAAAUUAAGCUGUGAGGGGGUCCGCCCAGAACUGGAUGUGGAACCCAGGCAAUUGCAUUUUGACCGGCUUCUGUUGCACAGAAAAGAAUCCAAACUAGUUCUGCUCCACAACGUCACGGCCCUGCCCGUGGCCUGGCGGAUCACCAGCCUGGAGCACCUGGGCGAGGACUUCUCCGUGUCCCUGCCACAGGGCAUCGUCCCCCCCAAGGCUGAGUAUAGCCUGUAUGUGCACUUCCAACCCUCCAAGCCCAUCAGCAUCAAGAAACCAAUUCGAUUGGAGAUCUUGGACUCAGACAAUCUUGUUGGAGUUGUUCAGAUUGAAAACAUCCUGAUCAUUGCAGAGUCCUAUGACAUGGCCUUGGACAUCACCUUCCCCAAAGGAGCUGAAGGAGGCCUCGAUUUUGGGACCAUGAGGGUCAUGGAGGAAGUGAAGCAGCCCCUGCAACUGAAGAACCGUGGGAAAUACGAGAUCAUGUACAGCUUUUCUGUGGACUCCGUAGGCCUUACAUCGACCAAUAUAAAUUCUAUGAUCUCAGUCCAACCCAGGAAGGGCUCACUGACCACAACCGAUAAGCCCACAAAUGUCCAGGUGUUCUUCCGUGCAAAAAAGGAAGUGAAGAUAGAGCAGCAGCCGGUCCUGCGCUGUCAGAUCAUUGAGCCCAGUAUGGCAGACGGAACUGAGAUCAUUGCCAGCAUCCCAAUUAGGUGUUCUAUGAAUGCAGUGUUCUCCAAAUACAGCAUCAGCCCCUCCUCCAUCAUCAACUUUGGGGCUCUGAUCUGUGGAACUCGAAAAAGCACCACCUUCACCAUAGAAAAUCAAGGUAUUACUGACUUCAAGUACAGCCUCUACAGGAUGACAGGGGAGAGCACCAUUCAGAAGAAAACAGUCGGCCACGUGAGGCAUUUAAGAUCCCGGGAAAGCGAGAGCUCCUACAAGAUUGCCCCUUCUAGAGCAACCAAGUUCUCUGAAACUGUUCAGAAAGAAAUAAACAUCUCUGGCCAGCAAGCACGCUACUGCCAUGGCAUGUUCACCGUGUACCCUGGGUUUGGCACCGUCUCUGCUGGAGGACAACAGGUCAUCACCGUUGACUGCCUGGCCGACCCUGUGGGAAGGUGUGAGGAGUUUAUGGCGAUCGAUAUCUCCGACCGAGACCCCCGAGACCACCCUACUGGCAUUCCUUACAGCCUGUUGGCUGAAGCCUGUGUACCAGCCUUCGUUACGGAAAACAAUGCCUCCAUAUUUGAGGAGCACCAGAUCUGCAACAGUGCCAACCUGUACAACAUCCUGCAGACCACAGAGAGCCAGGGGCUGUUUGUGGAGGAUGAGAACAAGUUCAUAUUCAGCAAUGUCCUGGUGGGCCAUCAGGCCAAGGCUCGGUUCAAGAUCAGCAACAUGGCGAAGAUCAGCUGCGAUGUGAGCAUUGUGGUCAAGCCUGUCUCCAACAAGAUCGUCGCCCGCAUCACUGACAUCUUCGAAGUGGAACCCAACAAGGUGUGCAUUGCCAGUCGUUCAAAUGCCUUUGCCACGGUGACCUUCACCCCCCAGACCAUGCAGGUGUACCAGUGCAUCUUCGAGGCUACCUUGGAAGGCGUGCCCAGCCUCCAGACCAAAAACCGAAGCCUCGUGUUUGAUAUCGUGGGAGAGGGGACCCUCCCUCGGGUGACCAUUGUGCGGCCAAUUCUCCAAAACCAAUAUGGAAACCCCUUGCUCCUCUUUAAGAAGCUUCUUCUUGGCCAUUCAGAGAAACUCCCUCUCAUCCUCAAGAACAAUGGCAAUAUCCCUGCCAAGCUGCAUGUUGACCUGCAGGACCAACUAGAAGUCUUCUCCCUGAAAGGGAGGCCCACGACCUCCUACAUCUACAUCAUAGAGGAAAACAAUCCCCAUGCAAAAGCAAAGAAAGCUCACACGGCCUCCCUGGUGGUUCUUCCUGGAGAAACAGCUGAAUUUGAUGUGGUUUUUCAAGCCCAACAUGUUGGGAGGAUGACAGGCAAAAUCCACUUGUCAGUGAUCAACAACCAGUACGAGGACACAGUCAUCCACGUGGUGGGAGAAGGCUACGAGGAUGACAUCACCUUGGACAACGUCCACGGGCUGGUGAGGUCCACCGGUGGGGAGCCCCUGGACACGUCCGAGGUCAUGGAGGACGGAUCCAUGGAAAGCUUGGUGGCAGCUGCUCUGAUGGACCACAUUCAGUUCGGGGACUGCCACAUUGGAAACAGCUAUAACGUGAGCUUCACAAUCACUAACCACAGCCAAGUGAAUGCGAUUCGGUUUGAAUGGCCCUCCUUAGCUACAAUUACCUUUUCCCCACAGGCUGGCCACCUCCACCCUGGGUGUGCCAAGGACAUAGUGGUGACCAUGAAGUCAGACAUCCCCAUCAACAUGAAGAAGAUGGAUAUCAAGUGCAAGAUCUCCAAGAUCAUGUUUCAGCAGCCUGCAGACCAGGUGCCUGACUGGGAUGACCGCAUGCGCACAGUCAAGUGGGUGGACGUGCCCAGAAACAUGCCCUCUACUUUUAGUACAAAACGAAAAGUGAUAGAGACGGACCCUGAGCCUGUGCACUCGGUACUGGAAGAGCGCUACCGAGAGCUGAUGCUGCAGGUCAGCGCCAACGUGAACUACGCGUCCUACAGCUGCCAGACGAGCGAUGUGCGCUUUAAGGACACGCUGGUUUACCAGACCCGCGUGUUUCAGUUGGAGCUGGUCAAUACAGGAGGUGUGCAGCUGGAAUUCAACUGGAUCGUGGAAGAGAUGGCGAAGGCUGUCAGCUUUGUAAUGCCAGAUAACAAGGGUUCGCAAAAGGAUCUGCUCAGCCAGGGCAGCACCCUGGACAGCGCCACGGAACCCUGGACUGAACCUCCCUCCCUGUCCUUCUCUGUGGAUCCCAUCUCUGGCAUUGUGCCCAUGGGGAAGUCUCAGAAGAUCAAAGUGAAAUUCUCCCCGUUGGAGGUUGGAGACUUCGAGAGCACCAUUUCCUGCCAGAUUCCCAAUCUAGCACCCGGAGUGCAAGGCCCGGUCCUAACAGCUAAAGGGCGGAGCUUCUUGCCUAUCUGCCACUUUGAACUGAAAGAGUCAGACUACAUCACUGGGCAUCGGCGCAACCCGGAUCUCCGAGGGCCUGGCGGGGGGCCUCUGGACCCAAACACCCGGGUGAUCGAGUUCACCUGUGUGGGCAUAGGAGGGAAGAAUCUCCGGUCGUUUACAAUCCUGAACCCGACCACUAGCAUCUACUGCUUCCGCUGGGUCUCUGAAGAAGCAGAAAGUCUCCAGAACCCUUCAGCCUUCACCUGCCUUACAGAGAAGGGCUGCAUCCAGCCUGAAAAGAAAGCCGAGAUUAUCUUCCAGUUCAUGCCUUUGCAUCUGAGAAUCACAGAAGCAUUCUGGACCUUCUCAGUCCCUGAACACAACAUCACAGUCCCUUUCCUGCUGGUGGGCAAAGCCUCUGACCCUCUGGUCAAUCUGGACAAGUCCCACAUCAACUUCUGCUGUCUCCUCAUCGGCCGAGAAGCCCGGGAGACCGUGCACAUCAUCAACAGGGAGGAGCAAGGGUUCAAUUUUGCCUUCCUGGACAGCUCCCGGUAUUCUGAAGGUUUCACUGAAAACCUGGUCGUAUGUCCCAUGGAAGGCUGGCUCCCGCCGAUGUCCAGGGUACAAAUUGAUGUCUUCUUCACACCAAAGCAAGAAGGAGAUGUGAACUUUAAUUUGAUCUGCAAUGUGAAAAGGAAAGCCCAGCCUAUGACCUUAAAUGUCAAGGCUGAGGGCUACACCAUGAAUGCGGAUGUCAAGUGCAAAGACAGGACUGGCUUAGUCACUUUCUUGACUCCCAAUCAGACUACCAUUGUCAACUUCUAUGAGGUGGAGCUGAAUGAAUGUGUCCAGUGUGAGUUCACCUUUAUCAACACUGGGAAGUUCAACUUCAGCUACCAGGCAGAGCUCUCUGGCCCCAAGGCCCUGAUGCAGUACUUAGAGUUCUCACCCACAGAGGGCAACGUGGAUAUAGGGCAGAGUGCAUCUGCCAGCCUGAAUUUCCAACCAUUUAAGAAAUGUGUCUUGAAGGGCCUGGAACUCAGAAUCAAGAUAAGCCACGGUCCGACAUUCAUGUGCAGCAUCUCAGGCAAUGCUGUGAGCCCUGCUGUCCAUUUCUCAUUCACCAGCCACAACUUUGGGACCUGCUUCAUCUACCAAGCCGGGAUGCCCGCGUACAAACAGACCCUGGUUAUCACCAACAAGGAGGAAACGGGUAUGAGCAUCGAUUGUUUGUACACCAAUACCACCUACCUUGAGGUGAACUUCCGUGUGGACGUGAUAAAGCCAGGAAAGUCCAUGGAGAUCCCAAUCACCUUCUAUCCUCGAGAAAGUAUCAGUUACCGAGAGCUCAUCCCCUUUGAAAUCAAUGGGCUCUCCCAACAAGUAGUUGAAAUCAAAGGGAAAGGCACCGAAAUGAAGAUUGUAGUCCUGGAUCCGGCCAACAGGAUCUUGAAGUUAGGAGCUGUCCUGCCGGGGCAGGUGGUGAAAAAAACGGUUUCGAUCAUGAACAACAGCCAAGCCCCGGUCACCUUUAGCCAUUCCGUCCUGUUCUCAGUUCCAGAGCUCCGGGAGCCUAAGGUCAUCACCCUGAUGCCCUUCGGCCACAUCACGCUGAAGCCCAAAGAAGUCCGCAAGCUGGAGGUCAUCUUUGCCCCGAAGAAGCGCAUCCCCCUCUUCUCCGAGGAAGUGUUGAUGGAGAGCAUGGGGCUCCUGCGCCCCCUCUUCCUGCUCAGCGGCUGCUGCCACGCUCUGGAGGUCUCCCUGGACCAGCAACACAUUCCCUUCGGGCCAGUCGUGUAUCAGACAAAGGCCACGCGUCGCAUCCUCCUGCUGAACACGGGCGACGUGGGUGCCAGGUUUAAGUGGGAUGUCAGAAAGUUUGAGCCUAACUUCUCCAUCAGCCCGGAAGAAGGCUACAUCACCACGGGCAUGGAGGUUUCGUUAGAGGUGACCUACCAUCCCACGGAGGUGGGCAAGGAGAAUCUCUGCAGAAACCUGCCCUGCUUCGUCCAGGGAGGCCCCGCCCUCAGCCUGACUCUGUCUGGAAUCUGUGUUGGACCGCCCGCAGUGAAAGAGACGGUAAACUUCACCUGCCAGGUACGCUCCAAGCACACGCAGACCAUCCUGCUUUCCAAUCGCACCAACCAGACCUGGAAUCUGCACCCCAUCUUUGAGGGCGAGCACUGGGAGGGGCCCGAGUUCAUCACUCUGGAGCCCCAUCAGCAAAACAAGCCCUAUGAGAUUACCUACAAGCCCCGCACCAUGAAUGUGGAGAACCGCAAGCAUCAGGGCACCCUCUUCUUCCCCCUGCCGGACGGGACCGGCUGGCUAUAUGCGCUGCAUGGGACUGCCGAGCCCCCCAAAGCCGUGGCCAAUAUCUUCCGUGAAGUGCCAUGUAAGACGCCCUACACUGAGCUCCUGCCAAUCACCAACUGGCUGAACAAGCCCCAGAGGUUCCGGGUCAUUGUGGAAAUGGUGAAACCAGAGAAGCCAGACCUAAGUGCCACCUUAAAGGGCCUUGAUUACAUUGAUGUACUGUCUACAUCCAAGAAAGACUACAAGCUGAACUUCUUUUCCCAUAAGGAGGGACUAUACAGCGCAAAGGUGAUCUUCCGAAAUGAGGUGACCAACGAGUUCUUGUACUACGUGGUGAGUUUCAGGGUCAUCCCUUCGGGCAUCAUCAAAACCAUCGAGAUGGUGAGCCCCGUCCGGCAGAGCACGUCAGCCUCCGUCAAGGUGGAGAACCCCCUGCCCUACUCGGUGACCUUCGCCACGGAGUGCAGGGUGCCUGACAUCAACCUGCCCUCCCAGUUCGUGGUGCCCGCUAACUCGGAGGGCACGUUCUCAUUCGAGUUCCAGCCCCUGCGAGCCGGAGAAACCUUCGGGAGACUAGUUAUGCACAACAAUGACUUGGGUUACUUCCAAUAUGAGCUCAACCUGAAGGCUCUGCCAGCGGUGCCCGAAAAGCCCAUCCACUUCCAGACGGUUCUUGGCAGCGGCCAGAGCAUCUUUGCCAAGUUCAUCAAUUACACCCGGCAGAAGACAGAAUACUACUGCAGGACCGACUGCGUCGACUUCCACACGGAAAAGGUCAUCAGCGCGGCCGCGGGGUCCCAGGGCGGCACGGAAGUCAGCGUGGAAGUCUACUUCGAGCCCAGCCACCUGGGGGAGACCAAGGGCACCCUGUCCCUGUCCUCCAUCGCCGGCGGAGAGUACAUCAUCCCCCUCUUCGGGGUGGCCUUGCCCCCGAAGCCACAGGGCCCCUUCCAGGUCCGGGCCGGGUACAACAUAGUCAUCCCCUUCAAGAACGUCUUCUACCAAACCGCCACCUACUCCUUCAUCGUGGAGCACCCGGCCUUCUCCGUGCGGGCUGCCGAGUCCGUGCGGCCCAAGAAGAUCAACAGCAUCUCCGUCUUCUUCGAAGGAAACCCUUCCGGCUACAAAACACCCAUCACCAGCAAGCUGAUCGUGUCGUGCCCUCCCGGCGAUGGCAGGGACACAACCAUCAAAUGGGUUUAUUAUCUGAAGGGGGUGACCCCUUAGCUGUAACCAGGGACAGUUGCAUCCAGAA
Messenger RNA from Pipistrellus kuhlii (Kuhl's pipistrelle), 15334 nucleotides. It is a transcript of the gene HYDIN, whose product is annotated as HYDIN axonemal central pair apparatus protein. NCBI's taxonomy places the organism in Eukaryota, Metazoa, Chordata, Mammalia, Chiroptera, Vespertilionidae. Gene Ontology annotation, biological process: cilium movement; axonemal central apparatus assembly. Gene Ontology annotation, cellular component: axoneme. The record is from RefSeq and is a predicted model, not a curated record.